UGGAACCCUAUUGUUUGCCAACCCCAAAUUGAUCGCAGACAAUUCAGCUCUCUCUGUAAAAAUUCUCUGCAAAAUCGAAUAUGGGUAACACUGAGAAACUGAUGAAUCAGAUCAUGGAUCUGAAAUUCACCUCGAAGAGCCUCCAGAGGCAGGCUCGCAAAUGCGAAAAGGACGAAAAAACCGAGAAAUUGAAGGUCAAAAAGGCAAUCGAAAAGGGGAACAUGGACGGGGCGAGAAUCUACGCCGAAAACUCCAUUAGGAAACGCAACGAACAGAUGAACUACCUCCGGCUUGCCUCACGGCUCGACGCCGUGGUGGCCCGGCUCGACACCCAAGCCAAGAUGACUACGAUUAGCAAGUCCAUGGGUAAUAUUGUUAAAUCGCUCGAGUCCUCCCUAGCUACUGGCAAUUUGCAGAAGAUGUCUGAAACUAUGGACCGAUUUGAACAACAGUUCGUGAACAUGGAGGUGCAGGCUGAGUUCAUGGAAAGCUCGAUGGCUGGAAGUACUUCGCUUUCGACUCCAGAAGGUGACGUUAAUAGUCUUAUGCAGCAAGUGGCGGAUGAUUACGGUCUCGAGGUGUCCGUGGGUCUGCCCCAGCCAGCUGCUCAUGCAAUUGCGACCAAAAGCGAUGAAAAGGUGGACGAGGAUGAUCUUUCGAGGCGCCUUGCAGAGCUCAAGGCCCGCGGGUAAAGUUUGAAUAUUUUUCUGAAAUUGGGGAGAAUUUGGAGCUCUGGACUCCUGAUUACUGAUAAUAUGUGAUAAUACUUGAUUUAAUGCCUAAAUUAUAUUAUCUCUUGCAUUGGUCAAGGUUUUAUUGUGUAAAUUUGACUAUAUCAUGAUUGUGGACAUGUGACUCUAUGCUUAAAUGUUAUGAUGGAGUGUACCUUCUGCUUUUGUAUUUUGUGCCAAGGAAAUGUUUUUCUUUGA
Olea europaea var. sylvestris is the source of this 929-nucleotide messenger RNA. RefSeq names its product ESCRT-related protein CHMP1B-like. Gene Ontology annotation, biological process: endosome transport via multivesicular body sorting pathway; protein transport; late endosome to vacuole transport. Lineage: Eukaryota; Viridiplantae; Streptophyta; Magnoliopsida; Lamiales; Oleaceae. Bases 81 to 692 code for a protein of 203 amino acids. Gene Ontology annotation, cellular component: multivesicular body; ESCRT III complex. The record is from RefSeq and is a predicted model, not a curated record. The transcript has a single exon.